AAAAGCUUCAGUUUUUGAUAAUUAUUAAAAUCUAAUUUUUAUUAAAAAACUUAAAACAAAAUUAAAAUGUCGGCGAAUACCGCUCACACAAGCCGAGGAGUAUUGAUUCACGCUGGAGAACAAAUUCUUCUGCAUUGUAAAAAUAUUUCUGUGGAAUUUCCGGGGCAAUCAAAUCAACUUUUUCUUGGCUCAAAACAUGGUUAUGUGUACCUAACUUCACAUCGGUUGAUAUUUAGAAGUAAGCGAAAAAUUGAAUUUCUUCAAUCCUUAAGCCUUCCAUUUGUUGCAAUUGAUAACAUUUCAGUGGAUUCAAAUUCAAUAAAUGGCAAACUUCGAGCUCAACCAAAUGGAAAUUUCGAAGAACAAAUUGAUUUCAAAAUAUUUUUCAAAUCCAUUGAAAUCGCUGUUAAAUUUGGUGAUGCUUUAUUGUCCGCUAUAUCUUUGACAAAUAUUGGAAAUGAUAUCAAUUGUGACUUGCUGCCACCUUAUUAUUCACCUAGAGUCUGGUUUGAAGGUCCUUGGGGAACCUACAAAUGUCCUACAGUUUUCAAAAAAUGGUUGCCAUCAGAGAACUUAUUUCCAGAACCAUCACCGAAUUCGAUAUUCCUGAGUGAUAAUCACCCUCCAUUUCCUGGGAUUGACACUUGUUCAAGCUCAAGACCAUAUGGACAAUUUUCAAAUUUCCAAAUGACAGUUUAGAUGAAUUUACUAGCCCACCAAGAAACGUUGAAGCUUUUCCUCCCCACUCCUUAGUUUUUUUCAACGCAAUUGAAAAGAACUAAAUCAAAAACUAGAUUUCAAAAUUCUCUUUAGCCAUCUUCCAAUAUUAUAAAGGAACCAUUAAUGUUUUCUCACCCCAUUAAUUUCAAAAACAUGUAGAAGAAAAUCCCAAAAAUAUCUCCAACCUGUAUCUAUUUAAAAUGAAACCACUUUUCUUUUGCUUGUAGUUUUAUAGAAAUUUUAAUUACGACUUGGUGCAUUGUGUUUUAAAGCCUGCUUUAAAUUAAUUUAAAACGAAAAAAUGCUAAAUGUUGAAACAAAUUAAAUUUAAAUUAAACUUAACAUUAACUCGUGUUUAAGACUCAAACCAGAAAAUAAAUAAAUAGAGUAAACUUACAAAAGCAAACAAAAUGAGACUAACUUACAAAAGAAAAAUAAAUAAAUAAAAACGC
Messenger RNA from Eupeodes corollae, 1172 nucleotides. RefSeq names its product postacrosomal sheath WW domain-binding protein-like. Gene Ontology annotation, biological process: positive regulation of DNA-templated transcription. Lineage: Eukaryota; Metazoa; Arthropoda; Insecta; Diptera; Syrphidae. The coding region runs from base 67 to 699 and encodes 210 amino acids. Gene Ontology annotation, cellular component: nucleus. The transcript has 4 exons. Gene Ontology annotation, molecular function: transcription coactivator activity; chromatin DNA binding. The record is from RefSeq and is a predicted model, not a curated record.